GUAGCUCAUGGUGGUUACUCUGGGCGGGUUUACAUUGCAGUAAUGAGCAGAGAAAGCAGAAGGAAGUCAUAAUAAUAAUUAAAAAACUUCUCAUUCUAUUGUUUUCUGGACAUUAUUGAAUUAUUGGCAUUAUUUUCAGGAGAAGACGCACAGUUGUCCUGAGGUGUAUGCAGAUGGCGCUUUUGGGAGGAAUGUGUCGGUUUGUUCGGUUGUCUAGGAGCAGCAGGCAUGUCGGUUGGUGUGUUGGAGCGUCUCUCAGAAGACAAUCUACUGCCAGAGCUGCUUCUGCUUUGGCCACUCCAUCCAGUCCAAAAACACAGGACAAGAGAAAACCCAAGACCGGCAUCCUCAUGCUGAACAUGGGGGGGCCGGAGAGACUCGAAGACGUUCACGACUUCCUGUUACGACUUUUCCUGGACAAAGAUCUGAUGCAGCUUCCUAUCCAGCAUAAACUCGGGCCAUUCAUAGCCAAACGCCGCACGCCCAAGAUCCAGGAGCAGUACAGUAAAAUCGGAGGAGGAUCUCCCAUCCGAGCCUGGACCACCAUGCAGGGAGAGGGCAUGGUCAAACUCCUGGAUGAGAUGAGCCCUAAAACUGCUCCUCACAAGUUUUAUAUCGGCUUCCGGUACGUGCGCCCGCUAACGGAGGAGGCCAUCGAGGAGAUGGAGUCGGACGGAGUAGAGAGAGCGGUGGCUUUUACUCAGUAUCCUCAGUACAGCUGCUCCACAACAGGCAGCAGUUUGAAUGCUAUCUACAGAUACUACAGCAGCAGUGGACUGAGUCCUAAAAUGCGCUGGAGUGUGAUUGACAGGUGGCCCACACACCCUCUGCUCAUCGAGUGUUUUGCUCAGCAUGUGCGUAAGGAGCUGGAGAAGUUUCCUCCUGAGAAGAGGGACGACGUGGUCAUCCUGUUCUCCGCCCACUCGCUCCCCAUGUCUGUGGUGAACAGAGGAGACCCGUAUCCUCAGGAGGUAGGAGCUACAGUGCAGAGGGUGAUGGAGAGGUUAGCCUACUGUAACCCGUAUCGUCUCGUCUGGCAAUCGAAGGUGGGCCCAAUGCCGUGGCUCGGUCCACAGACGGAUGACGUGAUAAAAGGUUUGUGUAAAAGAGGGAAGAAGAACCUGCUGUUGGUUCCUAUCGCCUUCACCAGCGACCACAUCGAGACUCUACACGAGCUCGACAUCGAGUACUCGCAGAUCCUCGGAGAAGAGUGUGGGGUUGAAAAUAUCAGAAGAGCAGAGUCUCUCAAUGGAAACCCGCUGUUUUUUAAGGCAUUAGCGGAUUUGGUUCAGACGCACCUGAAGUCCGAUGAGCAGUGCUCUCGGCAGCUCACCCUGCGAUGCCCUCUGUGCGUGAACCCCACUUGCGGGAAAACCAAGGCCUUCUUCGCCAGCCAGAAACUCUGAUCUGUUCACGUCUUGCCUGUGAUCCUUCGUGCCUGGGAGGAGCGUCUCACGGGACCUGUCAAAAACAAAAUAGCAACAAACAGAAACCUUACAGAACCCAAAGCCCAAUUCUGCAGUGAGGCCGGGCAUAUCGUUCAGUUCAGUUCCGGGUUUAGAUCUGCGCUUUAACACGUCAUUUCUCCACCAGGCCGCUGUUCUGCUGUAGUGACCAAUCUUAAAAAGCUCAUUGCACAUAAGUGUCUCUUUAUUAUUAUUAUUAUUAUUAUUAUUAUUAUUAUUUAUUUAUAUUAAAGUAUUGGCGCCCUCGGCUGCA
Messenger RNA from Ictalurus punctatus (channel catfish), 1719 nucleotides. It is a transcript of the gene fech, whose product is annotated as ferrochelatase. The record is from RefSeq and is a predicted model, not a curated record. Gene Ontology annotation, biological process: heme biosynthetic process. NCBI's taxonomy places the organism in Eukaryota, Metazoa, Chordata, Actinopteri, Siluriformes, Ictaluridae. The transcript is spliced from 11 exons. Bases 168 to 1406 code for a protein of 412 amino acids. Gene Ontology annotation, molecular function: protoporphyrin ferrochelatase activity.